Rubroshorea leprosula is the source of this 1874-nucleotide messenger RNA. The record is from the annotation of a GenBank genome assembly. Lineage: Eukaryota; Viridiplantae; Streptophyta; Magnoliopsida; Malvales; Dipterocarpaceae.
GCCGCUGCAUUUUCCUCGAUUCCUCCUCCUUCUCCUCUCCCCGCACGGCUACCCAAGCUUUAGUCAAAUUCAAAUCUCCCCCUCAAUCGGUUUCUUCAAUUUUCAUUUUCAUUUUCUUUCAAUUCCCUGAAUUGUAACCCUAAUUACAACUAUAAUCCCUUUUAUAUCUUUUCCUCUAACUGUUUCCUUUGCUGUUCUUCAUUCUCCAUAUUUUUGUCCCAACAAUUUUCCAUUCCGUCUUUCCGAUCGAACAUUCAUUCGAUUCUUUCUGUUUUCUUGACGGAUUUCUUCUGUUCUGGGUUCUAGGUGAUAUAUGAAUGCUUUUUGUGCGUAGAGAUGGAUGUCUUUUGUAUCAAGUUGGUCGAUCAGAGGGAGAUUGUUGAGAAAGAGGGUUAGAGGAUCUAGCCUGUACUGCCAACCUGCUAAAGUUCUAUUGACCGGGGUAGGAUGUCCACCAUCCAUUUGAAACGAAGCAAAACUGAGAAGUCUUUCUCAAAUGAAGAACAGCAAGCCAAGAUUGAUGCUGUUAGAAAAUUGAUUGGGCCUGUAGCAGAUAAGCUUCCAGUUCUUUGUUCUGAUGCAUCAAUAUCAAGGUACCUCAGAGCAAGGAACUGGAAUAUAAAGAAGGCAAGCAAGAUGCUGAAAGAAACCUUGAAGUGGCGGCUGCAAUACAAACCAGAGAAGAUACGAUGGGAAGAUGUUGCACAUGAAGCUGAGACUGGAAAAAUAUAUAGGGCUAAUUACCAUGACAAGGUUGGAAGGACAGUUCUUGUUAUGCGACCUGGAUUCCAGAAUACAAACUCAUCUGAAGGGCAGAUAAGAUACUUAGUUUAUUGCAUGGAAAAUGCAAUAAUGAAUAUGAAGGAAGGCCAGGAGCAGAUGGUUUGGCUAAUUGAUUUCCAAGGGUGGAACAUGUCAUCCAUAUCAGUGAAGGUGACUAGGGAAACAGCUCAUGUGUUACAAAAUCACUACCCUGAAAGACUUGGCUUGGGAAUUCUCUAUAAUCCCCCAAAAGUAUUUGAGUCUUUCUGGACGAUGGUGAGACCAUUCAUUGAGCCCAAGACAUAUAAGAAAGUAAGGUUUGUCUACUCAGAUGACCCUCCGAGCCAGAAGACAAUUGAAGAACUUUUUGAUUUGGAUACACUGGAAACUGCAUUUGGUGGGAAAAACGCUAGUGGAUUUAACUAUGAUGCAUAUGCGCAACAGAUGAGGGAGGAUGAUGCUCGAAAGUCAGAACUACUCAACACUGGAUGUACUACAUCAAGUUAUCCUUCAUCAAUUACAUCUGAAUCACAUCUUUCAGACGGUGAUUCCGAAGCCUCUGAUCAAAGUGAAUUAUCAUCUGGCGACGAAGCAGCUUCUUCUAAUUUUCAGGGCAUUAAUGAGAAGAUACAGCAAACUUUGUCACUUGGUUGAUGAUAUUGCAAAGGGUGGAGCUAAAGAGGCAAACAAGUCCACAGCUUACAUGAGAAGAUGCAAACAAUCGUGGUUUUAAUCAUCCUUUCUAGUUUUUAGCAUGCAAGAUUUAUAAGCUUAUGCAGAUUUUUAGCAUGCAAGAUUUAUAAGUUCAUAUAGAUUGUUAGCUGCAUUGGUGCAGCCAACUAAUUGAAUGCGACUUACAUGUCAAUGGGCUGUUGUCAUUUGUAAUGAUUCUUCCCUAAUUUCCAAUAAUAAUUUGUGAAACGUGAGAUUACUCUGUUCUUCCAUCCAUGAAUUCUAGAAGAGGAAAUCAAUGGUGGGUGGACUAACCUUUGGAAGAAAACACGUUGCAUGCUUUUAUUGGAUUAUUAUUGGAAUUGAAAGCUGUGCAUGCUGGUCUGAAUUUUGAUUUCAUCAAUGAGAUGGUGAGUUUAGAAUUAAGUACAAUUUAAAGG